Lactuca virosa is the source of this 1878-nucleotide messenger RNA. The record is from the annotation of a GenBank genome assembly. Lineage: Eukaryota; Viridiplantae; Streptophyta; Magnoliopsida; Asterales; Asteraceae.
AUGCUCCCAAGGAAGCUGGAUGGUCGUACAUCUGAGAAAGGAGAAUGGACGCAGGUCAGGGGAAGGAAGAACAACCACAACUCAAGGAAGGUGAUAUCAUCCUAUUAUGUCACAAACAUUCCUGAUGGAACAAGCAGAUUCAUCUUAAAAGAAGUUUUCAAACCUUUUGGAAGAAUCUCAGAUGUCUAUAUCCCCGGUAGAAAAGACAAAGGAGGUACAUUUUUUGGAUUCGUAAAAUUUGAAGGUGUUUUGGAUGAAGUCAAACUGGAAAAAUCCAUGCAAAGGGUGAAAUGUGGGCAAUGUAUUCUCAAAGUUAGUAUCUCAAAAUACCAGAAGCAAGACAAAAAGAAGAUAUUUACAUCAAAUGACAGAUUCGGUGAUCCCCCGACUUAUCCUCCUCCCACUCAUCCCUCUAGCCGGCAACCGCAAAAUGUUCGGGGUGCUAGUCGAGACGGAAGAACAUUUUCCGAAGCAGUAAGCGCUCCUCUGAGAUCUGGUCUCCAACCACCCUCCACUGUCGCCCUUAAGCAUGUUCUGGCCAUGGUGGGUUGGAACGACUGUGCUUUGGUCGGGGAAGUGACAAGUCUCCAUCUUCUCACGGAACUCCCUAAACUAGUUGAGGCGGAAUGCAGUUUCUCAAAAAAAUUAUUUUACGCAGGUGGAAUGCGGAUAGUUCUUCGUUUCGAUUUACCAAAAGAAGCAGAAAAUUUCUUGCGGGAAGAACACACUUGGAAUCGAUGGUUCAAAUGGUUGAGAUUGGGUGUGUUUGAUGAGCCAAAUAUAGAAAGAAUUGCAUGGGUGAAAAUCACCGGUGUUCCGAUCUCUCUUCGUGCUGAAGAAAAUUAUACAAUUAUUGCUAACAUCUUUGGGAAUACCAUACAAGCUGAUGGACAAAACUGGCAAAAUCUUGAUUUAUCAUACGGAACAGCCUGCAUCCUUACCUCCUCCUUAACAAGAAUUAACAGCCACACCAUCGGCACAUUUAAUAACAAGUCAUACAAUGUGGGUAUUGUGGAAUAUGAUUACAAUUGGCACCCCUUUUUUCACAAUACUGCAACCCCACAAGAUGAAAGUGAUAUGGAAGAAGAUGAAGAGAUGAACGAACAAUCAAACCAUGAAGAAGAAGAUGAUUUCUCAAACAAUGACUCAGAGGAAGAAGGUAUAUCAGACACAUGGGAUAACCAAGACACAGAGGAACUGGAGGAGGGAGAAAUUAAUCAACAUGAGGCGCCGGAAGAUUUGAAUCUGAUCGGUAAAGAGUUCGUCGACGGGGGUGACGCGGUGGUGACAAAGUUAGGCACGACAUGCAUUGGGAUCUCGAAGACAACAUUGAAUGUUGGAGAUGCUUCGACUCCCAGUGUUCAAAUAUUCAAUCAUGAGGUGGGAAAUACCGAUGUAAUCGGCGGUGACACAUACCUACACAUCUCGAACAUGGUGGGUACAACUGGGCUACCUUCUCCUAAUUUUGGCACGACCCAUUUAAAGUCACUUGGACCCCAUAUAAUUAAACCCGAUUCAAAUGUUGUAUCCACUCCAUCGAAUAAAAACCCAAACCAUAUAGAUCCUAUACCAGAUUUUGAAAUGGGUGAUUCAAUUGGAAAGAGAAGAAAGGUGGACCGAUCUUUUGCCUCAUUAAUCACUCCACACAGAAUCUUCGAUCCCCCUCUCGGUGACUCCUCCCAACCGAUCGGCGACACAAUCCCAAUUCAGUGCCCUUCAAAAUCUACACUCUUUUCUCUUGAUUUGAAUAAACCUAUAUCUAUUUCAGAUUCUUCUAUCUGUAGCAUCUCCACUGAAGUUCGUUCCUCUAAUAACGAAAUUGAUAGCACCAUCAGAAUUGGGAAUGAAGUGGGAACAAAAUUGAUGUCCAACCUUUAA